Molecule: messenger RNA, 1251 nt
Organism: Nestor notabilis (Kea)
Lineage: Eukaryota; Metazoa; Chordata; Aves; Psittaciformes; Psittacidae
Product: zinc finger protein 300-like
Exons: 4
Biological process (GO): negative regulation of transcription by RNA polymerase II
Molecular function (GO): DNA-binding transcription repressor activity, RNA polymerase II-specific
Source: RefSeq, a predicted model, not a curated record
GUUCCAGUGACGUUCGAGGACAUCGUGGUGCACUUUAGCAGGGAGGAGUGGGCAAACCUGGAUGAUGAGCAGAGGGAGCUGUACAGGACCGUGAUGGAGGACAACUACGAGAUGCUGGUGUCCCUGUACUGUGCCAUGUCCAAGCCCGAAUUCUUAUUUCGGAUCGAAAGAGGAGGGGAGCUGCACAUGCCGCUGGUGAUAGCAGGCCUGGAGGGAACUGAUAUGUCUCUGGAGCGAGCCGCAGAUCUGGACAGCCAGAGCUGCACAAGUGACAGUGCUGUGCUGGAGAUGAAGAGAACAGAGUCUUGUGAGGGGACCUGUGGGAACCCAGAAGAAAGCAGGACCCCCAUGGUCUCAGAGAAGUGCAGUGCACCAGAUGCUGAAAUGGAGAUCUCAACGGAGGUACCACAGGAGGAUGUCGCAGGAGGAGGUACCACAGAGGAGCUGGCAGUGCCUGAAACACCCUUAAAGAGUAUGGAGGAGGAAGACAUGAAGGAUGUGGAGUGCAGUGGCCAAAGCUCGGAGGCAGAGCUUCUUGCAGACCCAGGGAAGGAAGCAACGACAGAUGACUGUGGAGCAAUGGCCCAGGCAGAUCCCACCUGCACAGCCACCACUGUGGGAGAGCCCACGGAGGGCUCCUGUGUGGGCCAGCGGAAUUCCACCCGGGAGAAGACGUACUCCUGCUCUGUGUGCAGGAAAAACUUCCUGCUUGAGAUCAACCUCAUCCUCCACCAGUGCAGCCACAGCAACUGGGUGCCCUACAUCUGCGUGCACUGUGGCCGCAGCUUCAUGUCCAAGAGGAAAAUCCGGCAUCACAUGCGGGCCCGGGAGGUCCUGGGGCUGUGCCAGCCUUCAGAUGUGGAAUGUUCCGUGUCCCAGCACCGGGGCUGCAGCACUGCCAGGGGGAAGCCAAGCAGCAGCAGAUUCCCACUGUCACCUGGGAACGUGAUGUAUACGUGCAAGGAGUGCACGGAGAGCUUCUCCAGCCAGAGCUUCCUGAUCCUGCACCAAUGGCAGCACAGCCAGCACCACCUCAUCCUCUGCCCCUGCUGCAACCAGAGCUUCACCUGGGCCUCGGAAUUUGUCCGCUACCACCAGCCCCACAUAGGCGAGCGGCCCUACCAGUGUGGUGUCUGCCAGAAGGCUUUCAAGCGCUACCAGCACCUGAGCAUGCACCAGCGGAUCCACGAGCGGCAGAACAGGCCCUAUCCCUGCACAGAGCUGCCGCCCUUGCCGGCGCCAGCUGUUUAG